UAUGCCAUAUCUCACUGGGGAAUGGCGUUCUGCGACGAGCUGUUAACUGUUGACUGUCAGUGAAUGCGGAUACACAAAUCUGUUUAUUUACUGAUUUGUUGUGCAUGUUUGUGUUUGGAGAAGUACAUUUUAAAAAAUAAAAGGCAUCACAGUAGGUUAUUUUACGUUUUCCUGGAGGACUGUACAUGAAUAGAAUUAAUCCAUGAGCUUUUAAUAGGUAUAGAUUAAAGUAAAUGGAGCCUACACACUAAGUUAUACUAAAUAGGGCCAUUAAACUGUUUUCUAUCACUUAUCUAGAUUUGUUGUGUGUUUGUAUUAGUCUAUAAAUCUUUAUAAAUGCCUCAUUCCUAAAAAAAAAAAAAAAAAGGAUUAGGGUGUAUCUUCUGGCAUGUACAUGGUAACACAGAUGCUUAUAGACUGACUUUGGUGUCCACUGUGAUUCAAUGUCCAGUUUUAUCCAGACAAACAUGACAGCAUCACUCAAUGAAUGCAUGAAGUCUGACUCCAGCACCUGUUGCACACCUGACAGGGGGUAGCCUAUGUGCCUUUUACGUAUGUUGCUUUGAGUUUGUAUCCCAUCAGGAUACUUGGACGAUGCAGCAGCCUUAAAAAGAGUCCUAAUUGCAUUUUGUGCUGUAGUUAAAGUUGGCGUCCAAGAGGCAGCUUCUUCUCAGGCGUUCAAAUUCAAUUAAGCUGCUGUCGACGGGCUCUCAUGUUUUCCGUUGUUGAAGAGGCUGCUGAUGCCAGCACUGUGAUCAGCAGCAUGGUGCAACAGGCACAAGGAUCCUCACACAAAUGAUUGAUAGCCUGGUCAUCUCACUGAACAUCCCACGACUGUACCCUGACAUUAUUAUCAUCCGUUCACCCUCUUUCCUCAACACUACCGUCCAGCUCGUCUUCCCUCCUACUCAACCUGUGGCCUAUUUAUACCCUGGAGACUCGAAGAACAUGAAUCAUAAAACACAUGGUUUGUCAAAUCUCAAGCCUCUGUCACUUUUCUUCAUCCCCUACAAAUACGGAGAUCUACGGCUGUAACCCUCUACGAUUCUCGGAAUACGAUAAGACUGCAGCUGCUUUCAGUCUCAGAUGACAGACUGUGGAUGAUCUGGCUUUGAUCCACAGACAGAUGAUUUUGUCAUUGUUCUAAGUAUUGAUUGAAUCAUCACACCAGAUGUGAGAUGUGAAGCAGGACACCGAAAGGAUUCUUUUUGUAAAUGUCUCACACAUCUAAAGUCAUCAACCAGUCCCAGGGAUGAGCUAAGCCCUUUCCAGCCUGAGCGUCCCUUGCAGGAUGACUGCUGUCUGCCCCUCAGAGAGCAGCCCAGAAGGGGCUGAAACUGGGACCAGGACAACGGGCUCUAGGGGUUCUGGGGCAGCAGGCACCACUGGGAGCAGCUCGGCUGAUACCGGGGAGUCUAAUGGAGAGUCUGCUGGAGGGUCUAUUGGAGGCACUGCUGGGGUUACUGGUGGCCAAAGGUAUACACGCUGGAGCCGCCAGGACAGCUCCGACAUCAACACGGAUGAUGAAGGGGCCACCAUCCGCCGUCUCACUCCGCUGGAAAAGCUGAAUCUGGAUAUGUGCCAAGAUGAAAGGGUGGUUCGUGAGCUAACAGUUGGGAGAAGAAUCGGCUUUUACAAAAUUCGAGGUGAAAUUGGAUGCGGAAAUUUCUCCCAUGUCAAACUAGGGAUUCAUGCCCUGACAAAAGACAAAGUGGCCAUAAAGAUUCUAGACAAAACCAAGCUGGACCAGAAAACACAAAGGCUGUUGUCUAGAGAGAUAUCCAGCAUGGAGAAACUACAUCAUCCCAACAUCAUACGCCUCUAUGAGGUGGUGGAGACGUUGUCACGGUUACAUCUAGUGAUGGAGUACGCAGGGGGAGGGGAGCUCUACACUAAGAUCACCACAGAAGGAAAACUUUCCGAUACUAGUAGCAAGAUUGUCUUCUCUCAGAUCCUCUCUGCUGUUAAACACAUGCAUGAAAACCACAUCAUCCACCGUGACCUUAAGGCAGAAAAUGUCUUCUACACCAGCAGCUCUUGUGUCAAAGUAGGGGACUUUGGCUUUAGUACCCUGAGCCAUCGUGACGAGACACUUAACACGUUCUGUGGUUCUCCGCCUUACGCUGCACCUGAGCUCUUUCGGGAUGAGCAUUAUGUUGGUGUCUUUGUGGACAUCUGGGCCCUGGGUGUGAUGCUGUUCUUUAUGGUGACGGGCACAAUGCCAUUCAGAGCAGAUACUGUGGCCAAACUGAAACGCUUCAUCCUGGAAGGGGCCUAUGUUCUGCCCUCUUGGGUGCCAGAGGCAUGCCAGAGGCUGAUCAGGGGAAUUCUCCAGCCUAUCCCGUCAGACCGCUGCACAGUGGAGCAGAUGAUGGGCUGUGAGUGGCUGCUCCCUGUGGACUUUCCGAGGGCCAUGGAGCCCUUUAAACUGGACCCUUCGUAUCUAGCAGAAAGUGAUCCAUCUGUGCUAGGGGAUGAAGAGUUGGAAAUAAAAAAAACAUUGGAGGCACUAGGAAUCACCUCAGAACACAUCCUCAACAACCAGGGGAAAGACUGCAGGAGCUCUAUUACAGGUGUAUACAGGAUCCUGCUGCACCGGGUCCAUAAGAGAAUAGCUGUAGAAACCAUACCUGUUGUCACACAGGUAGUUGGACCAACUACAACAAAUAAAAAAGAGCGGCUAAAGGUGUAUCGCAGUUUACGACACACAUCCAAACUCUGUGUAAUUCUGUGACAAAAUGCUCUGCUUUGCUCUGGAAAAAAGUAGACUUUAUAUUCUGGAAUGAAAUUGCAUGGAUUUCAUUAGAAAUAAAAAAGCGCAUUUCAGUCAAGCAGUAUAGAAUGAAACCAUGGUACAUAACUCCACAGCUUCUGAAAUCUGGGAUUUCUUGUUUUAUCUUUUUUCUAGUAAGUAAACUUAGUCUCUGUGAGAAUGUUGCUGCUGAUGAAUUUCAAUUGUCUCCUCUGUUGAGAUGGAGGGGGGCUUGUAAUCCUUGUGAGAUUUGGAAUUAUGGAAACAAAAUGUAUCAAGCAAACAUUACAAUUAUUAGAUGCUGUCACUUUAAUAUCUGUAUUUGUAGCAUACAAUUAGAAAAAUAGAAGUCCACACACACAUGCUAAGGUAACAGUUGUUAACAUGCAUGUGUGGUGUCUUCUAUGUGUAAUGUGCACUUUCUCCAAUGCCUUUUUUAAAUUGUGAUGAGAUCACACUGGUUUCAUUGUACUGUAAAAUAUAUGUGAGGAUUUUAGAUGCUAGAACUUCACUUUCUUUUGUGUGUCUCUAUGAGAUGCUCCUACUUUUAGACUGAUUAAGAUAAUGUUCCUUUAAUUUUCCAAUGGCUAGAAAAAGCCCCAAAAAAAUCUAACAUUAUCACUGACAUUCUCAGUUAUUAAUGUGGCAAAUCAAACCACUGUUGACCUAAACCAUUUAAGAACUAGAUUAAGUUUGUAGGUGUUUUUAUCAUCUCAUGCCAUGUCAUGCUCAUGUGCUGAUUAAAAGGAACUGAAAAUUGAAA
This is a messenger RNA of Sphaeramia orbicularis (orbiculate cardinalfish), 3515 nucleotides long. RefSeq names its product NIM1 serine/threonine protein kinase a (gene nim1ka). Bases 1292 to 2734 code for a protein of 480 amino acids. Gene Ontology annotation, biological process: intracellular signal transduction; protein phosphorylation; microtubule cytoskeleton organization. The transcript has 8 exons. Gene Ontology annotation, cellular component: cytoplasm. The record is from RefSeq and is a predicted model, not a curated record. Lineage: Eukaryota; Metazoa; Chordata; Actinopteri; Kurtiformes; Apogonidae. Gene Ontology annotation, molecular function: ATP binding; tau-protein kinase activity.